AUGCUCUACAAGAUUCAGGAUAUUUCAAACUUUCUUGUUUUCCUAUUACAGCUUAGUGGGUUGCGUGACUUUGGUUUUGUGGAAGGUACUCGACGACCAUGCUCACUGAUAUCAUUAACAGCUUCAUCAUGCUCAAGCUCGAAUAAUUUAGGACGAGUGCAAGGAAGAGGUACAUGCGAAAUUGGUGGUGAUCUUUGUCGGGUGGACGAAGGUGACGAAUGGGAAAGUAUGCACGAAUCCAGUCCAACAGUCAAGUAUGCGGAAAGCACACUUCCACGUUUCCGAGCUCCACCACCGCCAGGUCUGAAUCAGUAA
Messenger RNA from Loa loa (African eye worm), 315 nucleotides. RefSeq lists its product as hypothetical. Lineage: Eukaryota; Metazoa; Nematoda; Chromadorea; Rhabditida; Onchocercidae. The coding region runs from base 1 to 315 and encodes 104 amino acids. The transcript has 2 exons. The record is from RefSeq and is a predicted model, not a curated record.